Molecule: messenger RNA, 1632 nt
Organism: Portunus trituberculatus (swimming crab)
Lineage: Eukaryota; Metazoa; Arthropoda; Malacostraca; Decapoda; Portunidae
Source: RefSeq, a predicted model, not a curated record
CUCGCUCAGACCUCAGAAUUUCAGAAAGGAUUGUUCAGUCAGUGUUGACACAGCUGCAGUAAAGGGAGGUACGUGUCUCUAUCAACCCUAAAUCAAAUAACAUCAAAAUGAGCUCAUCCUUGGACAUUGGGCGACGCAACGCCAUCCCCAUUAUUUACACCAGCGGGACCCACUACGAGGUGGGCUUUGACGUGGGACGUACUUUUCGAAGCCUCAUCCAGGAAUAUUUAGGAGUCUCUAAGGUGGUCAAUAAACUCCUGCCUGCCUAUGAAACCAAGGGAGGGAGAGCCGCCUACGAGAGCACCCUGACAGUCCUUACGAAGAACUACCCACACUACGUCAAGGAGCUGCAAGGCACGGCAGAUGGCGCCCAAGUUCCCUUCCACCAGCUGAUGCUGCUGCACAUAGAUGAGCCCGUGUUCGCGGCGGCCGGCAUAGACUGGGAAAAGGUCAUCGACACCCCGACCGGUUGUUCUUCACUCUCCAUCAACAGGGAAGGACAAAUACUGCUGGGUCACACGGAGGAUGCACUAGGGGAACUCCUCAAUUACGUGUACAUUGUCUCUGCCCGUAUUCACGACAAGUCGGGAAGCAAGCAGGCCAUCCUGGAUGAGAAUUUCACAGCAUUUUGUUACGCAGGACACUUACCGGGCUUCUGCAUGGGCUACAACCAGCACGGCCUGACCUUCUCUAUCAACGUGAUCUGUCCCCGAAAAGUUCUCGCGGCCAAGACACCUCGCCACCUCCUGUGUCGGGCACUUCUGUCAGCCAAGACUAUAGGUGAGGCACAUAGUAUUCUGAGAGACGAGGGGACGGGUUCAGCACACGGCUUCAGCGUCAAUAUGGUCUUCAUGCACCCGAACGGAGACUACUCAUUUCAAAACAUAGAAAUAGCUCCCGCAGAAGACAGUAAUGAGUCACCUUUGUCUAUCGUGACGCUGAGCCUUGGGGAACACCUUUUGCAUACCAACAGAUACCUUCGCCUGACCAACAUCCAAGAAGAGGACGGCUGCUGCAUGGAGAGCAGUAUCCACCGCCAUGCCCGCGCCUCCCAGUUCCCCGUCCCAGAGAACUGCUGUGAUUUGAUGGAGAUUCUCUCUGACACUGAAGAUACGCUGCCGUUCUUCAGGGAGGGCUCCGAGAAAGACCGCGGGAAGACUGUUGCCCUCGGUGUGUUCGAUUUAGUCAAGAAGACGUGGACCAUAUGGAUGAGGAACCCGCGCGAUGCCGAUCCUCUGUUGGAACUUCCUCUCCUCUUUACCUGGGAUAACUAACCUCACGCGCGGCAUUAUAGGAUUAUUGCAAUUCAUAUUACAAAGAGCAAAAACUACUUUAUUAUAGCAAUACUUAAUAACAAUACGAAUAAUAGUAGUAGCCGUAGUAAUAAUAGUAGUAGUAGUAGUAGUAGUAGUAGUAGUAGUAGUAGUAGUAGUAGUAGUAAUAGUAGUAAAUAACAAUAAUAAUCAUUAUUAUUAUUAUUAUUAUUAUUAUUAUUAUUAUUAUUAUUAUUAUUAUUAUAGUAAACAAUUGAAUGGUUAUAAUGGUUUCAGGCAAAACUUAUACUACUUGGUUCGCUUACGUCCUAAAAUUUUUAACGAAUCAGCAGUACAUUAAUAAUUUAAGAAUUAGAAA